UCCAUCCAUCCAUCCAUCCAUCCAUCCAUCCAUCCAUCCAUCCAUCCAUCCAUCCAUCCAUCCAUCAGCUAGCUCUACUGCACAAGAAGAGUAUGAAGCAAGUUGUGCUACUUGCUUUUUGUUUCACCGAAGGAAAAUACAAAGAAGAGCAUCAUCACCACAGGCAAUCUUCGCCGGGGUGGACCAACGAAUGAAUGGAGUCGAGUCAAUGGAUGGAAUCUGAUCAAAUCUUGCGGAUCAAGACCUCCGGUACCUUGGUAGCCGCUUCGCUGGCUGAAAGAGUACCAACAGGCAUAAUAUUUACAAGUAGUACACUGUUACUGUUUAACUGUACCGGUACUGUACGGUAGUUUUACAGAAAGGUCCCGCCAUGGAUGAUGUUAAUUCUUGGAGGAGCACUUCAUGGAAAGUCAUUUCGAGCUGUGACUGACCAAAUGACUGCAACAAAGUUGCUCGGGAAACGGGAAACUGGUACUACUGUAGUACCGAUACCACGUCAACACGUCAACUACUAGAGUACUCUAACCAGCUCGGAGACCAUUUCACAACCUCCCCACAUGCGCAGUAUCGUACCGGUAGCGGCACAAAAGCACCAUGACCGCCUUUGCUAAGCGUCCCUCUCGACGCCUGAGUUUGAGUGAUAUCCCUGACUUUGGUGCUUUCCUUUCAUCGACGGCGGAAGAUGAUGCUGCACCAGAGGAAAAGAAAAGGAACAACGGGAAAACCAGACCUUCCAAGGCGAAGCGAAACUCCAUCUCUGAAGUGUCGACACUGCGAGGUUCUUCUUCGGCGACUCCUUCCUUUGCUCCUACUUUUAUGAAUGAUUCUGCCGCUUCGUUUGCCUUGGAAGACAGUGAUUUGGACGCAUCGUGGAGACAAGAACAAGCAGAAGAAGCAGCGAGACGAGUGCGACAGUCCAAGUCCUCUCGAAGAGGGCAACGAACAACUGUCGAUGUUGGAGUGGAAGUGCCAGUGUUGAAUCCGAUACGAGAAAAGGUGGGCAGAGUCAAGAAGAGUAGCAGCAGCAACAACACUACUACUACAGAGAGUCAGAAUGAUGUGCCUCCUCGAAAAAAUAGCAAAUCAAAGUCCAAGACACGCAGCAGCAAACUGCGGGCACCUGCCAAGACGGAAGAAGCGUUGAUGCAUCAAUCAUGUUCUGUUUUGGACGUGGCCUUCAGCAGUCGAAGCAGUAACGAGAUCAGCAAGCUAAAGAAAAAGAACAGCAACAGUGAUGACCGAAUGUCCAACAGUGAUCAUGGACCCACCCUACGAAAAAUCAUGAAUGGUAUCAACGGCACAAAGACCUCUUCUUCAAGUCGACGAUCGUCAGCCGCUACGCCACGAGUCCGCCUAGAACCAUCCAAACGAGAUGUCGCUGCUCAAAAGGAAAAGGGAAUCACCAUUGCUGAACGACUCUCUGCGAGCACUCACGCAGCAACGACUUCGCCGGGCCCCAGUUUGUGCAAACCCAACGGUACCACUAGCACACCCACCACAACACCGGGAUCAGCGGAUCAACAGCGCCGCCGUUCACGACGAAGGCGGCGGUCCAUGGAACCCCCCGCAUUGCGCACGAGUGCUGCAAACGCGAGUAUUUCUAGUACCAGUGCGACGACGCCGACAACACCCCGAGCUAGAAGAAAGUCGAGGAGCCAGUCGCGAGGGGCAAAAUCUCGUUCGGCUCCUUCGCUCCUCCUCAGUCCUGGUGAAAAACUGUUUGUCCCAGACGAGGAAACAGCCGCAGCAAAACGCACCAGCCACCAUUCUCGUGGAGCUUCCACUGUCAGAUCCAAGCGAUCCUCCAAGUCAGCCAACUCCACAGCCACUGCACCUGCAAUGCUCUUGUCUCCGGGGGAACGGCCAUUUGUCCUUGACGAGCGCCCUUCUACACGACAUUUGGGGAUCAACGUGCCAACCUUGGACGUUGGAACGAGCCAUCAUCAAGUGAGGCGACGAAGGCGUCACAGUACGGGACGAGAGGCUCUGGUCAUGGCGUUGGCUCAAACUGGACCACUGGAACACAACAACAAGAACAAUGCAAGCAAUCUUGCGGUGAAUGAACAAGAAAAGGCGCUGUUUCUCUUGUCGCCUGAUUCACGUAGUGCUGUUUGGGAAAAGCGGGCGGCUAUGAACCGCAUCAUGUCCCUGGAUGAGAGCAAACCUGCCAUUGCGGCUCCGCCCUUGGCAUUCUAGUUACUAGUUAGUCGACAGCCACUAUUGCAGAUGUAAUUAUUGCAGACUUAACAGAUUUGGUUAACACCGGU
Messenger RNA from Seminavis robusta, 2267 nucleotides. Lineage: Eukaryota; Bacillariophyta; Bacillariophyceae; Naviculales; Naviculaceae. The record is from the annotation of a GenBank genome assembly.